AUGUCUAUCUUCAUCUCACCCAAGAUCAGCCUAGAUGCCAUCGACACUAGCAUCUGUACACUCCCAGAUCUAGUCGAUUUCCACGCCAAACACAAUCCACAGCAUCUAUUCUGCAUUCAAACAACACGAGAUCACACCUUCGUAUCAGUGAGCUAUGAAAAUCUACAACAUGCCAUCGUGCGCUGCCAGGCCAGACUCAGAGAGGAAUAUGGCCUUCAUGCCCCUACAGUUGAUGCAGAUGGAAAAUUAAAAAAAUGCGCUCCGGUUGCUGUGUUGAUGGAGAGCCAUAUCGGGCUGGUCAUCUAUGUACUGGCUUGCAUGGGAAUGGGCGUGCCGGUUAUGCUUCUCUCGGCAAGGUUGAGUUCGGUUGCUGUGCGUCAUUUGCUGCAAGAGACGGGUGCGGAGCUUGUUGUGGCUUCUCUGAGGUUACAGGGGCUCGCCUCUGAAGCCAUAUCUCCCUCAGAGGGGGGAACUGGAGCAACUAUUCGUGUGGCAGAUGAGUGGGAAGCACUUCUUCUUAAGGACACUACAGACCAAGGCCAAUCCAUGUGUGCUGCUGCGCAUGCAGGCCAUUUUGCGUCUGAAGAGGAUCGCCAAGUUGUCAUCCUCCAUUCGUCUGGGACAUCAGGACUCCCAAAGCCAAUACCCUGCUCACACAGAUAUUUCCUGGGCUAUGCGACAUGUCAUAGCUUUACUUUAGACGCUGAGGCACGCGGUCUGACCUUCUCGACACUGCCACUAUUUCACGUUAGGGCCGGAAAGACUGUGUGCAUUCCGCCUCCGUCAAUGGUUCCAAAUGGAGCAUCAGUUCUCGAUCUCCUCCAACUGUCCGGUGCGAGCUCACUGUUAACUGUACCUUCCAUGUUGGAGGAAAUCGAAAGUCUACCAAACAAUAAGGUGCAUGAAGCUCUCGCUCAACUUGACUUUGUCGGCUUCGGGGGCGGCAUGCCAAAAGAAUCAGUUGGACAGAGACUAGGAACUGCCGGCGUCAGACUGAUCGGCCAGUACGGCGCCACCGAGACAGGUCCAAUGACACCAUUCUUCACCCCGGGCGAGGGACACAAUUGGCGAAGAUUGCGAUUGCGAAAUGACAUUCUCGGACCGCUUCAAGUCAGACUGGGUCGUGUUGACGCCGAAGUCCACUUCGCGUAUAGGCUGAGCAUGGUGCCGUUUGGCUGGAACCAGCGUUUCGAGCUGCAGGAUCUCAUCGUCACCGACACCGAGUACAUUCCUGGGAGUGACAUGUCACAGUUGGAAUUUUCCAUUGCUGGACGGACUGACGACCUGAUAUGCCUCGCGACAGGGGAGAAAGUUCGGCCGACGAUUCUGGAGUCUCUGCUGAGACAGCAAGAUGGGGUGAAAAACGCAACGGCAUACGGGGAAGGUCAGUUCGAAUUGGGCGUGAUUAUCGAGGCUGCUCAUGAGCUCGAUGUCAACGAGGUGGAGCAUUUCAAGGCAUCUAUUUGGCCUGCGAUUGAGGAGGCUGGUCGGCAGAUGGAUGCACAUGCCAAAAUCACCUCGCCGGCUGCUGUGUUAGUCGUGUCUCCAGGGCAUCUUCCGAUUUCAGACAAGGGAACUAUCUUGCGGAAGGCAGUUGCGACGAAAUACGCAGAUGAGAUAGCUGCUGUAUACCGCAAUCUGGAGGUGGCUGUCGCACCAGCACUAGAUCUGUCGCUGCCAUUAGCCAGCAUCAGGGCUCUUGUGGCAGAAAGCACGGCGUGGCCAGUCUAUGACGAGGAUUGGCGAGACGAGGGCGACUUCUUUGCGCGAGGUAUGGACAGUCUACAGGCAACGAAGCUGCGCAGAUUGUUGAAAGGCUCGGUACGGGCAACACACUCUGCCUUUGGCUCGGAGUCCGGAAAUCUUCUGCCAGUGGCCAAUAUUGCUGACGACUUUGUGUACCGCUAUCCAUCGAUUGCCAGCCUCGUAGAUGCACUUUUCCCCAAGAAAGCUACAACUAACGGAGUACUCACCGAGACCCAGCUAUUUGACCAAUUAGUCGAUCAAUAUACCGUUCGAAAAGGCGACACACGAGACAAAGCCGUGGUGCUCACCGGCGCCACAGGUAGCUUGGGAUCUUUCUUUCUUGGCCAGCUCCUUGCCGACUACUCCGUCAGUCGUAUCAUCUGUCUGAACAGAUCUGGCAAAGGAGACGCACUGCAAGCUCAGAAACGCGCCCUCAGCUCUCGAAAUAUUUCAUUUAGUGAUGAUUCCUGGGCCAAGGUCGACGUACAUCAGACAAACACAGCAGCCCAAUGGCUCGGACUGAACAAGGAAGACUACGAGAGUCUGGCAACGCAGACGACGCAUAUCGUGCACAUGGCGUGGCCAAUGAACUUUAAGAUGGGCCUUGGGUCUUACGAUGCCUCGUUCAAGACUCUGUGGAACCUGGUGGAGUUAGCGCGUACAGCUCGCUUUUAUUAUCCUACACGGAAGCCGAGAUUGCUAUUCAUAUCAUCCAUCUCGACGGUCGGCAAUUAUCCAUCUCUCUCUGGGCAAAGGAUAGUUCCUGAGAUUAUUCCUGAUCACCCGGCUUCAACACUGGAUCUAGGAUACGCCAAGGCCAAGCUCGUAUGUGAAAAGAUGAUUCAACGUGCAGCAAGUGAUUAUCCCGAGCUCGAAGCCGGAGUGGUCCGAGUCGGCCAGAUAGCUGGAGCCAGAGGUGGUUACUGGAAUCCCAACGAGCAUUUCGUCGCCGUCUGCGCUUCCUCUAAGAAGCUGGGUAAAUUCCCUGAUCUACACGGCACAUUAGCCUGGCUCCCCGUCGAUUCCGCAUCUCAGGCCCUCAGCGAGAUUCUCUUCCACGAACAACCGCUGCAAUUAGUUUACCAUCUCGAGAACGCAAUUCGACAGGGCUGGGAACAUGUUGUCCCCCUGCUCUGCGAAGAAUUGCAAAUCCCGCACUCGUCUAUUAUCCCGCACAGCGAAUGGUUAGAUCAUGUUGCGUCUGCACCGGGACCAGAGAAUCCUGCUGUUAAUCUGAUUGAUUUUCUUCGAAGCGACUUUUUGAAAAUGUCCUGCGGGUCUGUUAUUCUCAAUACGAGUGUCUCGCGUGGUGCUAGUCGGACGAUGGCGUGCAUGGAUCCGGUGGGAGAUGAUACUGUACGGGCGUAUGUGAAUUACUGGAGAAGCAUCAGCCUGUUUAAGUAGCUGUGUACACAACUAC
This is a messenger RNA of Aspergillus campestris IBT 28561, 3166 nucleotides long. RefSeq names its product putative NRPS-like enzyme. NCBI's taxonomy places the organism in Eukaryota, Fungi, Ascomycota, Eurotiomycetes, Eurotiales, Aspergillaceae. The transcript has 3 exons. The record is from RefSeq and is a predicted model, not a curated record. Bases 1 to 3150 code for a protein of 1049 amino acids.